CUGCACACUGAGGCAGAUAUCUACAAUAAGUUUCCGAAACAUCUCAUGGAAGAUUGGUCCGGUUUCAAUCUCGUCGCACCGCAUAAAUGGCCUGUACCGGCAGACGCCAUUGUGCCUAAAUUUUACGGAUAUUACGUCCCUGUCAAAUCACGUCAGACGCUCUCCCAACGUUCUCUGAGCCCUAUCCUGCUUGUUGAAGAAUGCGGAGUACCCAUAGAUCCCCGGAAGCUCAGCAUUGACGAACGGUCGCAAUGCUACACUCAUAUGCUGCGCUUGCAUUACGCGGACUUCAUACAGAACUCAGGCUAUGUGCGUAACAUCAUGGUUCAGCCAGGCCCUCUCCAUAGGCCACCUAGCGAGCGAUCGAUCAAGACUCCGAGCUUCCGAAUUAUUGACUUCGGGCGG
Postia placenta MAD-698-R-SB12 is the source of this 405-nucleotide messenger RNA. RefSeq lists its product as hypothetical. The transcript has 2 exons. The record is from RefSeq and is a predicted model, not a curated record. The annotation marks the transcript as partial. NCBI's taxonomy places the organism in Eukaryota, Fungi, Basidiomycota, Agaricomycetes, Polyporales, Adustoporiaceae.